AUGAAAGUCCAGGCCACUGUGGUGGGGUUCCUGGCUGCGGUGGCAGCAGUGGUCUUGGGUUGGAUUCCUGAGGGAAAGUUCCAGAUGAGCCACGCGGUGCUGCUCUGCUCCAGCAGCGUGGCCACGGCCUUCAUCGCUUCUCUGCUCCAAGGGUUCAUCAUGGUCGGUGUGAUUGUGGGCUCUAAAAAGACUGGGAUAAACCCGGACAACGUGGCCACGCCCAUAGCCGCCAGCUUCGGUGACCUCAUCACUCUGGCAAUUCUGGCCUGGAUCAGCCAGGGCCUGUACCAGUGUCUAGACUCAUAUCCGUACGUGUCGUCUCUGGUGUGCGCCUUCUUCAUGAGUCUGACUCCGCUGUGGAUCGUCAUCUCGUCCAAACACCCGGCCAGCCGCACCCUGCUCUACUCUGGAUGGGAGCCCGUCAUCACCGCCAUGGUCAUCAGCAGUAUUGGAGGACUGAUCCUGGACAAAACAGUGUCUGACCCAAACCUGGCCGGCAUCGUGGUCUACACACCAGUCAUCAACGGUAUUGGUGGGAACCUGGUGGCCAUCCAGUCCAGUCGUUUCUCCACACACCUGCACUUCCACUGUGCUCCAGGAGAGGUCCCCGACGAGGCCAAGGGCUGUUACUACCCCUGCCGCACCUUCUUCGGCUCAGGGGCGAACCAUCGAUCGGCUCAGGUGCUCCUCCUGCUGGUGGUUCCAGGUCACCUCAUCUUCCUCUACACCAUCCACCUGAUGAAGAGCGGCCACACCACCCUCACCCCCAUCUUCAUGUCUGUGUACCUGUCAGCCGCCCUGCUACAGGUGCUGCUGUGUGUGACCUGUGUGGGUUUCCUCCAGGUGCUGCUGUGUGUGUGUUUCCUCCAGGUGCUGCUGUGUGUGACCUGUGUGGGUUUCCUCCAGGUGCUGCUGUGUGUGUGUUUCCUCCAGGUGCUGCUGUGUGUGACCUGUGCUGCUGUGUGUGACCUGUGUGGGUGGUUUCCUCCAGGUGCUGCUGUGUGUGACCUGUGUGUGGGUUUCCUCCAGGUGCUGCUGUGUGUGACCUUGUGUGGGUUUCCUCCAGGUGCUGCUGUGUGUGACCUGUGUGUGGGUUUCCUCCAGGUGCUGCUGUGUGUGACCUGUGUGGGUUUCCUCCAGGUGCUGCUGUGUGUGACCUGUGUGUGGGUUUCCUCCAGGUGCUGCUGCUGUGCUGCUGUGUGUGACCUGUGUGUGGGUUUCCUCCAGGUGCUGCUGUGUGGUGACCUGUGUGUGGGUUUCCUCCAGGUGCUGCUGUGUGGGUGUGCUGCUGUGUGUGGGUUUCCUCCAGGUGCUGCUGUGUGUGACCUGUGUGUGGGUUUCCUCCAGGUGCUGCUGUGUGUGACCUGUGUGGGUUUCCUCCAGGUGCUGCUGUGUGUGACCUGUGUGGGUUUCCUCCAGGUGCUGCUGUGUGUGACCUGUGCUGCUGUGUGUGACCUGUGUGUGGGUUUCCUCCAGGUGCUGCUGUGUGUGACCUGUGUGGGUUUCCUCCAGGUGCUGCUGCUGUGUGUGACCUGUGUGUGGGUUUCCUCCAGGUGUGCUGCUGUGUGUGACCUGUGUGGGUUUCCUCCAGGUGCUGCUGUGUGUGACCUGUGUGUGGGUUUCCUCCAGGUGCUGCUGUGUGUGACCUGUGUGUGGGUUUCCUCCAGGUGCUGCUCUGUGUGUGACCUGUGUGUGGGUUUCCUCCAGGUGCUGCUGUGUGUGACCUGUGUGUGGGUUUCCUCCAGGUUGCUGCUGUGUGUGACCUGUGUGGGUUUCCUCCAGGUGCUGCUGUGUGUGACCUGUGUGUGGUUUCCUCCAGGUGCUGCUGUGUGUGACCUGUGUGGGUUUCCUCCAGGUGCUGCUGUGUGUGACCUGUGUGUGGGUUUCCUCCAGGUGCUGCUGUGUGUGACCUGUGUGGGUUUCCUCCAGGUGCUGCUGUGUGUGACCUGUGUGGGUUUCCUCCAGGUGCUGCUGUGUGUGACCUGUGUGGGUUUCCUCCAGGUGCUGCUGCUGCUGUGUAUCUCAGACUGGAUGGUCCACUCCAUGUGGCGCAGCGGGAAAGACCCGGACAGUUUCUCCAUCCCGUACCUGACCGCUCUGGGAGACCUGCUCGGCACUGCGCUGCUAGCCUUCAGCUUCCACUUCCUCUGGCUCAUCGGAGACCAGGACUCUGACGUGGGGGACUGA
Knipowitschia caucasica is the source of this 2187-nucleotide messenger RNA. The record is from the annotation of a GenBank genome assembly. NCBI's taxonomy places the organism in Eukaryota, Metazoa, Chordata, Actinopteri, Gobiiformes, Gobiidae.